Molecule: messenger RNA, 2271 nt
Organism: Stegastes partitus (bicolor damselfish)
Lineage: Eukaryota; Metazoa; Chordata; Actinopteri; Pomacentridae
Product: quiescin Q6 sulfhydryl oxidase 1
Exons: 5
Biological process (GO): protein folding
Cellular component (GO): Golgi membrane
Molecular function (GO): flavin-dependent sulfhydryl oxidase activity; protein disulfide isomerase activity
Source: RefSeq, a predicted model, not a curated record
UACUUUCCAGGUCGUCCUGUGGUCGUGAACUUGCUGAAGUCUGUGAACUCGUGGCUGCAGAGCCAGAGGGCAGAUCAGAUCUCCUACGACGCGUUCAAGGAGGUUCUGGAAAACUCAGCGCAGACUCCAAACGCCGCUCUGCCUGACGGGGUGAGGUGGGUGGGCUGUCAGGGCUCUCAGCCCCACUUCAGACGGUAUCCAUGCGGGGUGUGGACGCUCUUCCACGUCCUCACCGUCCAGGCCAACAGCACCGGAGGCUCAGAUCCCCUGGAGGUCCUGAGCGCCAUGAGAAGCUACGUCCGCAACUUCUUCGGCUGCAGGCAGUGCGCCGAGCACUUUGAGAACAUGGCGAUGGAGAGUCUGAAUGAGGUGAACUCGCUGUCGUCGGCUGUCCUGUGGCUGUGGUCCAGACACAACCGGGUCAACAACAGGCUGGCAGGUGCGCUGAGCGAAGACCCCCAGUUCCCAAAGAUCCAGUGGCCUUCGCCGGAGAUGUGCUCGGCCUGCCACAUGGUGAAGGAGAACGGAGAACACAGGUGGAACCGGGAGCAGGUUCUCCCCUUCCUCCUGAGCCACUUCUCCUCUAGCAGCAUCCUGACAGACUACCUUGAGACUGAAAGCCAGGUUCUGGACAAACAGAGGAAGAAACAGGCCAGUCAGCAGCUGGCUGUAGCGGCUCAGAGACCCGUGGAGAGGAGAGCAAGGGAGGCCGUCGACUCCACAAGUCCUCCUCCUUCACCUCCGCCCACGGCGCAGGAGGAGGAGGACGAGGAGGAGGACGAGGGGCCGCAGGACGAAGCAGCGCCUGAUGAGGAGGACGGCGGGGAGGCCAAGCCCGAGCCGACCCCCUGGUCCAAACCGGAGGCGGGCCGCGGCCGGCGGCAGGUCCACAGGAAGCCGAGCAUCGUGGGGAUGAGGAUGCGGGAGCAGCAGGAGGACAUCGUGGACCUGGACUCGUUCGUCAACCAGCACUACCGGGCCAAGGCGCUGCGCCUGGCCGCCUCCAGCCGGGUCAAGCAGCGCAGCCUGCAGCGGCAGCAGGAGCAGGAGCCCGGGCCGGCCUUCGAGCUCGGCAUGGAGCUGGACGGCGGCCUCGGGAUGGUCGGGCUGCAGCCGCUGGAGGCCGACCUGGAGCUGGACGUGGGCCGGCAGAGGAAGCGGCUGCAGAAGCGAGAACUGUCGGCCCGGUACUUGGACGGGGAGGCCGAGCUGAGCCACAGAGGACGCUGGAUGUCUGUGCUGAGCAUCGGCUUCUCCAAGCUGGACAUCAGCCUGUGUGUCAUCCUGUACUUCAUGUCCUCCAUGUGUCUCCUGGCCAUGUACCUGUUCUUCAAGAACCGGCUCAGGCUGCGGCGCACCAAAGUGGCUCUGCCCUGAAGCCACACCAGCAGAAAUGUGGCUCAAACCGGAGCGACUUUUUAUUUGCUUCUGUAAAGGGAUGACGGCUAGCCGGUACCUGCAGCCACGUUCUAGCCGGAGAGCGUUGGUGUGACCGGAGGAGAAGGGAAAAUUAGCAGAUUUCUUUUAAAAUCCUUUAAAAUCGAGGCAGUUUGUUUUAACCUCCGGCCUCCAGAGCUUUGCAGGCGGCGCCUCAACUGUGGAAAAUCUGUUCAUAUCGAUGUAUGUUUUGGGGUUCGUGCCUCGAUUUAAACUAAUCAGUUCUGAUUUUAUUUGACCACUUAUGAAGGAUUAAACAAUGCGAAGGGUUUCUUUAAUUUUUUAGGAAUUUGAUGCAACUAAUGUGUGAUUUUAUUUGUUUCUUACGGUUGUUUUUCUGUUUUUAUCCUCCCGUUGUAGCGAGCAGACUCUGCCGCGUGUGAGCAAGAGAGUUUUAAUUUCCUUUAGUUUUUAUAUAUUUAGAGUUUGUCGAUCAUUUGAACCAAACACGUGAUUCUGUUGCGUCUCAAACUACAGACGAGCCGUUCCCGUCUCUUCUAAAGUCUCUCGUCUCCACACAUCAGAUGGUGAAGAAGCAGGCCGACGGUUGCAGCAUAUUGUUGACGGGAGCAGCGGGUCUUUUCACCGGCUGAGUUAAUAAGUCGGUCUGCUUCACGCUGAGCGUUACAUAAUGUCUGUGAAUAUUACAUCACGCUGCUGAGUCCACACAACAGCUACUCAGGCUGCAGAUGAGGUAUUGUGUUCACACUGGACGAGGUUUUAGAAUAAGCAGGAUUUGUUUUCUGGCUCGCAUCCACGUCGAGGAGCUUCUGCUGGUCGUCUCAAAAACACUGUUGUUCUGUUUGGAAUCAAUAAAAUUAUUUUUGAUAAGGA